GCUGACAACUCUGCCCAGCUUGUAUUGGCCUCUCAAAGCGUUUUGAUCAAGGUCUCCUUCAUUGGAGAAAAUGGAAUAGACCAAGGUGCUCUUCGUAAAGAGUUCCUUACCGAAAUGGUGUGUGGAAUUGAAGCACGUUUUUUUGAAGGAGAUGGGGAAAGGGGCAAUAACCCUAAAUACAGUAUCUGUGACUACCAGGACAAGAAUUUCAAGUAUGUGCCACAGUCUUUCAUAAAAUAUGACUUUGGAUUGUUUAAUUUGUUAGUAAAAGUCCACUGCCAUUUUGUUCAAAAUAGCUUUUGUCUUUGUUGCCAAAGGACUUGUGGGGAGAUUUUUGCCACAAGUUUGGUGCAGGGGGGUCCUGCACCAAACUUCCUUACAAGAUGGUGCUACCAUUUCUUGUGCCAUGGGGAGAUGGACAAGGAUGUUGGUGUACUCGAAGUCACCGAUCAGGAUCUUAAAAAUCUGAUGAAAGAGGUGGAAAAUGCUGAAGGUGGAGAAAGGCCGAUAGACUUAUCAGAUGCGAUUUUAGCAUUUGGCUACACUGGGCCAAUAAAUGUUGACCAAAAAAAGGCCAUCAUAGAUGCCAUCGCUUUGCAUGCACUGGUGAGGCUGAUCCCAAUCUUGAACCAGAAGGAUUGAGGCUCUACGGAUUAGAUGAGGUGUUAGCGCACCACACCGAGAUGUGCCAGCAGCUCUUUGUCCCCGGCCACUUACAGGAAGUGAAUGCAGACUUCCCUCUGCUUGCGCUUUCUCCUGAUUUCAGUGAGGAGGGGUCUGUGAGACGGCAGCGAGAGAUGCGGAUCAUCAACUUUCUGCAGGAUUUCUUGCAAAAGUUGGAAGACAGAGAAGCAGACAGCCAAGAAGAGAGCAGCCCUGACGGUGAAAAUCAUGUGGCAGUUGUGCAGGGAAACAAUGAUGGGGGGGGAAGCGCCUGUCAGUCAGGAGCUUCCUUCAGUGGGUCACAGGGCAGGCACACUUUCCACUGAUUGAAUCCAAGAGAGAGGCGUUCAAGAUAUCCGUUAGUUUUGACCAUGACUGCGACUCCCGCUAUGGGGCACAUAGUCUUUGUUACCCCAUUGUCAAUGCUUGUGCAGUUGCCAUUACAUUUCCUACACGCCAUUUAGCCACCUCCCACGAGUUUGAAAACAACCUAAUUGAGGCAAUCUGUGGUGGUUUCGAGUUCAGCAGGCACUAAGGUAGC
Messenger RNA from Menidia menidia (Atlantic silverside), 1204 nucleotides. Lineage: Eukaryota; Metazoa; Chordata; Actinopteri; Atheriniformes; Atherinopsidae. The record is from the annotation of a GenBank genome assembly.